AUGGAUGGCUAUGAUCCUCUCGCAAUGCCUUACUUGCACAGUCCAAUGCCCUUUGGGGGCGGCAAUAUGCAAAAUCUCGACUACAUGAGUGUCCCGUCGGUGAUGGACUUGCAAGAUCAAUACUCCAACUUCGACUCGGAGCCGUAUAUGAGUGGCGACGAGCUCAAUUUCGCACCCUCGAGUAACCUGCAGCACCCUGCAAUGCUGAAGCGGUACUCGUCUAACUUCGAAGAUCCCUUCGCCGAAAGCACGAUGUCUCAGUUUGAGCGAGUGCCCACCGAAGGAUUGCCCGAGAGUCCCUCGAUUGAUCGCGACAGUAAAUAUCUCAGCUUCUCGAUGCCGUCGUACAACUUCACACUCCUGGACGACUCAUUCCGACGGUCGUCGGUUAACAUCAAUGCCCAGCUGCACGGCAUGUUCUUCUUAGCCGAGUCUCAAUGGCCAGCCACGGCCGACACUCCUCCUCCUCCUCCGGAACUGACGUGUUAUCGGCGCAAUUUGUUCCAAAUCACCGGCUCGGUGACGCUUCCCCGAAAUCUAAGAUAUGUCUUCACCGAUGAUGGGUCGAGAAUUCCCAUUUACGAGCUGGAACUGGCCGUGUCAGCUACCGAAUCUGUCGAGGGAAACUCGGUCAAGAUUAUCUCAGUGCCGUGGAAGACGCCAGCCUCGGGAGAAGCGCCCAAGCCAGAGGAUAAGAUAGAGAAAGAGCCUCCGACGAUUCCUUUGGACAAGAUGACGGGACAAGAUCUGGACACAGACUUUACGACCUUCCCCAUUCAGUGGAAAAGAUUGCAAUUCCGGAUAGCAACUGCCAAUAAUGGUCGACGGAAAGAGCUGCAACAACAUUUCACGCUCCACUUGAAGAUCAUGGCAUCGUUAUCGACAGGCGGCAAGAUCUCCAUUGCCGAAGCUCACUCAGGAGCGGUCAUUGUCCGAGGCCGGAGCCCUCGCAACUUCGCAGCACGGAAGGACUUGCCUCUCAGCAGCAGUUCGACAACGCGUAAACAUCUGCCGGCUGCAUCUCGAGUUACGAACAGCCAAACGUCAGUUCCCCAGGUCACUUCGGCCCCCAAAAUCAAGACCCCCACCGAGGAGACACCACAGAUGACCGGCUACGACAGUAUUGACAUCAAGCCCACAGAUAUCGACGGUGCCAACUGGGUGUCCCAAGGCGUACAAGACUCUCUUGCAACUCCCUACUCAACAGCUAUCAAUCCCCCGGUCCCGGCAUUUCCAGAAGGCAGCGCUGACCUGGGAACGCCGGGCACUUUCCCCUUUACGUUCCCUCAAGAGAUGGCGCCAGGGAGCCGGCCGAUGAGCUUGCAUUUUGGCAGUGACGAUGAGGGAGGUAGUCCUCAUCCGCCGCCACAGGGAUCACGACAUUCAUCUCGACCUCCCACUUCAAACCCUUCCCCUUCUCUUGUUAACAAAGGCCCGUCAGGGACGUAUACGAGCAAUCCUGGUACGUCGCCUGGGCAACUAGCCAACCAAGCGGGUUCUCGACCUAGACUACAUUCUCACCAGGUCUCCAUGACCAGUGUUCCGAGCUCGAUACCUACAAUGAACGGACAAGGGUCGAUGCCGCCAGGGUCUCAUAGACCCGAGCUGCUGGCGACCAAGUCAGGCUUACCAUACAAUGCUGAGGGCGAGAGUGCGGAUCAACUCUACGAAUACUUCCCAUUAGGGCUGGAUGACUGGAUGCCACCCGUGGAUGCAGUGUUCCGACCACAUGUAGUGCACCACAGCGGACCUUUACCCCCUGACCCACGAUCCCCUGGCAGACAUACCAGCAAACGCUACUUUUCCGAGGUGGUGUAA
Molecule: messenger RNA, 1818 nt
Organism: Fonsecaea multimorphosa CBS 102226
Lineage: Eukaryota; Fungi; Ascomycota; Eurotiomycetes; Chaetothyriales; Herpotrichiellaceae
Exons: 2
Coding region: 1-1818 (605 amino acids)
Biological process (GO): meiotic cell cycle; positive regulation of transcription by RNA polymerase II
Cellular component (GO): nuclear chromosome
Molecular function (GO): DNA-binding transcription factor activity; DNA binding
Source: RefSeq, a predicted model, not a curated record